This is a messenger RNA of Panicum virgatum (switchgrass), 1490 nucleotides long. RefSeq lists its product as uncharacterized. The coding region runs from base 910 to 1248 and encodes 112 amino acids. NCBI's taxonomy places the organism in Eukaryota, Viridiplantae, Streptophyta, Magnoliopsida, Poales, Poaceae. The record is from RefSeq and is a predicted model, not a curated record. The transcript is spliced from 3 exons.
GAACUGUUGUUUGCUCGAGAUGAAGGUUUCGUAUUGAGCCCGAGAGGCUGCUCGUGAUAAGAGGGGAAGAUGCUCUGGAGCUUCUGGUUCUUCUACUAGGAGCAACGAAGAGCCUACUCCAAAGAGUAGCAAGAAUGCUGUCCUUGAGGCGGGUGGGAGCCGGGCUGCGAAGGUUGUCAGUGCGGAGGUUUCUUGCGUAACUGAUGUGGCUGCCAGCAGAGAUCGAGGGGCUAAGGCAGCUUCCGGGAAGCCUCCACGAGCUCCUAGCUCCAAGAUUUUUGUAAGCAAGGCGGAAGAGUUGAAGAGGAAGGUAUUUAUCCUAGUGGUUAUUCUUUUCCUAUUGCUAAGGAGGGUAUGGGUAGUGACGCUUUUAUGACUGUGCCCUGGUAUUUGGGUCGUCGUGCGGGAGCCAUUGAUUUGUAUCUUGAUCAGUUUGGCUCUCUGCGUGCAGAGCCGGAUAGCGUUGGCUCCGUGAUCAUCAACCUUCAUAAGAGGUCGAGCGAUUCUCUUCGAAUGGUGAACCAGCUCGAUGAUGACAGUGACGAGGAGUCACCGGUGGUUUCUCCGAAGGUGGGACCGUGGGUGACCUGCGCAGGAAGCCUCGGCGAAGAUGCUAAGAAGGAGGUGGUUGAUCCCAUGGGGACAGUUCCUAUUAUUCAAGCUGAAGAGACGGGAGAUGCCUAAGCUUUGAAGGAGCCAAGGGCAUCCCCACCGGGCGACGAGGACGGGGAGCGUCGAGAGGUCCGUGAGGCAGCGACAGCUCCUGCGACCAGAGUUUCCAGCAGAUUUUCUGAACUAGGUGCUUUUUUGAUCCCUCGCCGCCUUGUGUUUCAGGGGCCUGAUAUUGACCCGUACCUUCGGUGUGCCCUUGAAGUAGAUGUUGCGAGAUUGGUCUCCGAACUUGGAGAUAUGAUGGGAGUGGGUUCGGCUAGCGCUGGGACUUCCGCCCAUGGGGAACUUGGGGCACAGCCGACGACCCUCCCUGAAGAUGUGGAGAGUUUUGAUUCCGAAGGUUUUGUGAAGAGUUUGGGGGUUUAUGGCACUGAAAACCUGGGGAUAAUUACUGCGUCUUUGUGCUUAAAGGCUCUCUUGGCUAGCCGAGUGACUGUGCAAGGCUCCAAGAAGGAUGAAGUCAAAUUUCUUGCUAUGUCUUCCGACAACCUUCGGCUGACGGAAGAGAGCCUGAGGUUGAAGAAAGAAAACAAGGCUUUGGGGAAUCUUCGCAGCUCAGAACUAAGUGUUGACUGAGAAGGUUGCCGAGCAGGAGGACGUUAUCCAAAAGAAGCAAGAUAAUAUUGACUUGAAUGAAGGUGUGUUGGAGAACCUUUGAGGCACCAUUGAUCGCAAUAGCUAGAGGAUUUUGAAGCUUGAGGUUCGUCAACUUAAGGUUGAUGUCCAGAAGAACGAGCUUAUCUCGAAGUUGGAGAAAGAGGCUGAAGAAGACCGUGUGAUGUGGGAUACGGCUUCACGGGAAAUUGUUGCUAAGAGUG